Messenger RNA from Morus notabilis, 724 nucleotides. RefSeq lists its product as uncharacterized. Lineage: Eukaryota; Viridiplantae; Streptophyta; Magnoliopsida; Rosales; Moraceae. The record is from RefSeq and is a predicted model, not a curated record. The transcript has 6 exons. The coding region runs from base 112 to 510 and encodes 132 amino acids.
GAAGUUUAAAAUUGAAAAAUCAAGUCAUAACGCCCAUAAUCGGAAUCAGAGAUCGGAGCGGAAAUAGUCAGAGAUCGGCGAUCCAAGCAAUCUCCUCUCGAGGCUUUUGUGAUGGAAGGCGAAGGUGAUCAAGUUACCAGGAAACGCUUGAAAUCAGCUCUUGAAGACAAUGGAGGAACAUAUGAAGAGAAGGCUGCAUUUGAGACGAAUGAUGUUGCACAAGUUGCUGCAUCGGAGGAGAUGGAACUUAAUGUCUCUCACAUCCUCGAAAAGAUUGAAAAUUUCACUCACCUCGUAUCUGAGCUGCUGGAAUCAGGAAAGGCAAUCUUUAAGGAGCUGAGUAAUGAAUUUGAAGAACGCAUGAUAAUGAUACAUAAAGAACAAGUUGAGAAAUGGCAGGAAGAGAUUAAACAGCUGAGGUUGCUGGAUGCCUCAAACGAGGAGGCCCAUGCUCUUCUGCAUAAUGCUCGAUGUUUACUCCAAAAUGCUCACAUUGAUAAUGAUUCCUGAAGGUUUUUUACAAGCCAUCAGGGAUCAAGGAGUCUCAUUUCACUCCACCAUUUCCAAAAAGAUAGCAUGUAAAGCAUUUUUCUCUGAACCAAUUUCGUGGGUGACUACUGCUUUGAAAUUUCUUCUGCCCUAAAAGAGAUAUUAUAAGACUAGUUUCUUUGUAGAUACUGUACAAGAAAAGUUCUACAGAUCGGAAACUCUCGCACGUCAAUUU